This is a messenger RNA of Cercospora beticola, 591 nucleotides long. Its product is annotated as NUDIX hydrolase. The record is from RefSeq and is a predicted model, not a curated record. NCBI's taxonomy places the organism in Eukaryota, Fungi, Ascomycota, Dothideomycetes, Mycosphaerellales, Mycosphaerellaceae.
AUGACGGCAACUUCACUGCAGCAGAAGGAAGCGGACUUUACGUACCACCCGCAAGUCUCGCCAUUCGCGGUGUCGUCACAAACAUAUCUCACGACGCAUUCUGAUCUAAGCUACUCUUACAUCGCAACCGGAUGCUUUGUCUUCGACAAAUCUGAACCAAACGAGCCUCGCAUACUACUUCUACAGCGCUCCGAAACCGACAGCAUGCCAAAUCGCUGGGAAAUUCCCGGUGGAGCGUGCGACGACGACGAUGAAAGCAUUCUGCACGGCGCAGCCCGUGAGCUGCUCGAAGAGGCCGGACUCAAAGCCACUCACAUCGGACCCCAAGUUGGCGAAGGCGAGUUCUUCACAAGUAGAUCAGGAAAGAAUAUUUGCAAAUUCAUGUUCUUUGUAGAAGUUGAGCUUGAUGAUGACGAAGGGCACCUACCAGCUGUAAAGUUGGAUCCCAAAGAGCAUCAGCAGUACGUAUGGGCAACUCGGCAGGAAGUCGAAGCAAGCUGCUCUGGAUCCACUCUGCUGCAGUUUACCACAUCCGAUCUCGAGAAGGCAGUAUUGGAAUCCUUCUCCUCGAAUCAAGUUGGGAAUGAUUGA